UUUUUUUUCAUGUAGGGUUGUAGUUUUUAAUGUAGUGGGAUCGAUCUAAAAACAUGGAUUUGUUUCAAUAUGUAAAAUUGUUACAUCAAUUAGUGUAGAUCCUAUAGAUAAUCCAGAGGUACCUACUUGCCUAGGCAAGGUUGGAGACUUGUGCAUGGCAUCACCAUUAGUUCUGAAGGAGAAUUUCUCCGGAGAUAUUCUGAGCAAUAUCUUCAAAGUGUCCACAAAUGAGCAGCUCCAGGACUACAAAGUGCAGGUGGAAAACACAGUCUACGGUUGCCACAAACUUAUGCUCUGUGCGGUCUCCGAGUUCUUCCAGUGCCUGAUACGAUCCGACAUGAUAGAAUCAAGGACUAACUUCGUACAGCUGAAGGACAUCAGUUCCUCGACCUUUGCGUUGAUCUUGAAACUUGUUUACACCGGGCAGGACGUCGUUACUAAAGACAACUGUAUAGAUUUAUGGUACGCCUCGGAUCGCCUCGGAAUAGCUUUUCUUUCGGAAAGGUGUCAAGAAAUGGCUAUAUCUUGCAUUACCGUACAGAAUUGUGGGCAAAUGUACCAGGCAGCAAAACAAUUGGAAUCGAAGCCUGUGCUUGAAAAGAUUUAUGCUUUAAUACUAUCCAAGUUUAAGCGAAUAAAAGAGAACGGAGCAAUCUUGUUGCUAGAGUUUGAGGAGUUCCUUAAAAUUAUCUCAAGUGACAGAUUAGUUGUACAUUCUGAAGACUUUGUGAUUUUCUCAGUCAUUGACUGGGUGAUGAAUGCAGAUCUAGGGGCCCCUAAUACGAAUAACGCCAACAAACUAAACUAUAGCCCUAAAGGCCAGUCAGUGCCCCUAGACAAUUUUGACGAUGAAAUAAAAGAAAUUAUUGGUGAAAAAGAAGAAAUUGAUGCUAUGGGCUCUAAUUCUGAGGACUCAUGUCGUAAAGUCUCUGUUCAUAGCUCUAACUCUUCUGAAAAGAAAGUUAAAUUGUUGAAGACGUCACAUGGCAGAAACGCCUACCUGCCGAAAUUACUGCAUGCCUGCAGAUUCCACCAGGCCAGUCCACAAUGUCUCUCUCAAGUGUUCCUCCACCCACUGAUUCAGCAAGACCCCGAAGCCAGGAAAAUCAUCUUCUUGGCUGUUCUAGACAAGGUGCGGUGUGUCAAGAGGAGGCACCAUGAGACCGACAAACGGACCCCAUGCGCCUGUAAUUUCGAUACAAUUUUCUUUAGAGUUCUUAUGUGUUUUGCACUGAUAACCCUUGCAAUGCUUCUGGCCUUGGCCAAUGAAUAGUUAACUGUUAGGUCACUGAAUGGUGCUGUGUUACAGUCAAAUGUCAUAAACAAGUCGUCGCUACGCCAUCAUUUAACUCCGCCUAUAGAUCUAUCAUCUUAAGUGGGGUUCUGUAAUGUGAAAAACCUUGAAAGAAGGAUUUACGAAUUUAAAAGUACUUUAUGCUGUUACCAUCUAUGCAGUAUUAUUUUAAAAACUCUGAACCUGAGAUCUAUACAUAUUUACACUAACAAUUCAAGAAUAGAAUGAAAAAUAACCUUUAUACUUUGAUACAAAUUUUGUGCAUAAUUUUCUGUCUUUAUUUACAAAUAUAAUAUACAGCCAAAUCCAAUAUAUACAACUAUCUGUC
Molecule: messenger RNA, 1622 nt
Organism: Biomphalaria glabrata
Lineage: Eukaryota; Metazoa; Mollusca; Gastropoda; Planorbidae
Product: kelch repeat and BTB domain-containing protein 3-like
Exons: 2
Coding region: 155-1273 (372 amino acids)
Molecular function (GO): protein binding
Source: RefSeq, a predicted model, not a curated record